AUGUCCUCCCCCGAACCACCACCAGACUCAAUCCACGACGUAAUAAUCAUCGGCGCAGGACCCUGCGGCCUCGCCGUCGCCGCCCGCCUAAGCGAAGAAACCCCCUCAGCAGUCUUCACAGACGAAGAACACCAACGCUACCACUGGAUCAAGAAACACAGCGGGCGAAUGAAUCUCGUCCAGGCCCGCCACAGCAAGAUCAACGGCGUACGCGCAGCAAAAUGGGACUCCGAGCACGGUUGUCCCUGUCACCAAAAGAAGGAUCGACGAGCCUCAACGGACUCGUCAUCAUCAGUCCCGUCUCUGUCAUCGGCAUCAUCUACAUCAUCGAUUAGGACUUCGUCGUCUCUUUCGACGCUUGUCCUGGAUGGCUCGGGCAAUAAAUGGAUGCAGAGGUGGGACAAUGCGUUCCGCACGCUGGAAAUCAAGCAGCUUCGCAGCCCGAUGUUCUUCCAUGUUGACCCCGGGGAUCGGGAUGGGAUGCUGGCUUAUACGAAUGAGACGGGACGGGAUGAGGAUUUGUGGGAGAUUUCGGGGUGUGUUGGGAAGGAGAUGAGCAAGCAUAAGAAGAAGAAGAGGAGGCAGAUGGGGAAGGUUCAGACUAUCGGAUCAGAGAUCGACGAACGAGAUCGAAAAGACUACUUCUCACCCUCUACAGAGCUCUUUUCCGAUUAUUGUUCCUCGAUCAUCCAGCGGUAUGCCUUGGAUGAACCGGGACAGAUAUUGAAGCGUGAAGCCACGCAUCUUUCCUACGAUUAUCUCUCUGCUAGCUCCGACUCGAAGGUGUUUACGAUCGUCACUUCCAGUGGAGAGAAGUUCUAUAGUCGGGCUGUUGUCCUGGCUGUCGGUCCUGGUGGAGCUGGGGUAUCCAAGAUUUAUCCAUGGAGGCCCUCGAGCGAACAAGAAGGGGCAGCUGGCUGUUGUCACAGUAUGGAGAUCAAGAUCUUCCCCAGUCCCAAUGUACAGAGCAAGAUCCAGCGUCGACAGGAGACUAAUGUUGUCGUCGUUGGUGGUGGACUUUCGUCUGCACAGAUUGUCGAUAUGGCUGUUCGAAAGGGUGUGACGAAGGUGUGGUUUUUGAUGAGAUCAGGCUUGAAGGUAAAACACUUCGACAUCAGUCUACCAUGGAUGGGCAAGUACAAGAACUGGGAAAAAGCAGCAUUCUGGUCUGCCGACACAGACGAAGGCAAGUUCAUAGGGAAACCAACACUAAACUCCUAA
Molecule: messenger RNA, 1221 nt
Organism: Penicillium bovifimosum
Lineage: Eukaryota; Fungi; Ascomycota; Eurotiomycetes; Eurotiales; Aspergillaceae
Product: FAD binding domain protein
Exons: 3
Coding region: 1-1221 (406 amino acids)
Source: RefSeq, a predicted model, not a curated record